AUGGAAGUGGAGUCACCAACCGUCUGUUGUACGUAUUGGAGUAAACCAACAUCAUUAUUAUUUAAAAGAAGGAGAGGUUCAAAUAAUUCGUUAACAAUCUCAAUAGCUCCAAAACAUCGUCUUCUUAAUAGUCCACCAGUUGAUUGUCCAUCUGAUGAAUAUUUAUUAACAGCAACAAGAAAAUUAACUAUUGAUGAACUUCAUCAACAUGCACAAGAUGCUCGAUUACUUUAUCAUGAAUUUUGGACAAUUCCAACAAAUCAUCUUGAAAAAGUUCGUAUCUGUGGUGCUGGUACUAAAAAUCGAUAUGGUACAAUUAUUGCUAAUGAACAUUCUCGUGUAAAAUUAUCUGAACUACCUGGUGAUCCACUUUCAUCAUAUAUUAAUGCAAAUUAUGUUAAUGGUUAUUUAAAUGAAUAUCAUGCAUUUAUUGCAACACAGGGUCCACUUGCUAAUACAAUCAUAGAUUUCUAUCGAAUGAUUUGGCAAGAACAUGUACCAGUUAUUGUUAUGAUAACUCGUUUAUUUGAAAAAAAUAAAGCAAAAUGUGAAAGAUAUAUACCAGAUAGCCAAGCUAUUCAAUAUGGACCAUUUCAAGUUCAAGUUAAAUCAAUUUCAUAUCAAACCGAUUAUGAAAUACGUCGGUUGAUAAUUGAAUUUGAAAAUGAACAACGUGAAGUUGAACAUUAUUGGUAUACAGCAUGGCCAGAUCAAUCUUGUCCGGAUAUUGCUCAACCAUUAAUUGAACUUGUUAAAAAUGUUGAAAAAAGUCGAUUAGAAUUAUCGAAUUUAAAUAAACAUUCUGGUCCUAUUGUUGUUCAUUGCAGUGCUGGCAUUGGUCGUACAGGAUGCUUCAUUGCAUUGAGUAAUGGUAUAAAACAGCUUGAUAAUGAACAUAUAAUUGAUAUUGUUCGUAUACUUUGUGAUUUACGUCGAGAUCGUGGUGGUAUGAUACAAACAAAUGAUCAAUAUCAAUUUGUUUAUCAAGCAUUAAGCGAAUACGCAAGAACGUUGCAAUUAUCAUCUUGA
Molecule: messenger RNA, 1029 nt
Organism: Rotaria sp. Silwood1
Lineage: Eukaryota; Metazoa; Rotifera; Eurotatoria; Philodinida; Philodinidae
Source: the annotation of a GenBank genome assembly